Closterium sp. Yama58-4 is the source of this 579-nucleotide messenger RNA. The record is from the annotation of a GenBank genome assembly. NCBI's taxonomy places the organism in Eukaryota, Viridiplantae, Streptophyta, Zygnematophyceae, Desmidiales, Closteriaceae.
AUGUCCUUUCCGCCCCUGCUUCCCCUCCUUUCCGCCCCUGCUUCCCCUCCUUUCCGCCCCUGCUUCCCCUCCUUUCCGCCCCUGCUUCCCCUCCUUUCCACCCCUGCUUCCCCUCCUUCCCGCCCCUGCUUCCCCUCCUUUCCGCCCCUGCUUCCCCUCCUUUCCGCCCCUGGCUCCCCUCCUUUCCGCCCCUGCUUCCCCUCCUUUCCGCCCCUGCUUCCCCUCCUUUCCGCCCCUGCUUCCCCUCCUUUCCGCCCCUGCUUCCCCUCCUUUCCGCCCCUGCUUCCCCUCCUUUCCGCCCCUGCUUCCCCUCCUUUCCGCCCCUGCUUCCCCUCCUUUCCGCCCCUGCUUCCCCUCCUUUCCGCCCCUGCUUCCCCUCCUUUCGGCCCCUGCUUCCCCUCCUUUCCGCCCCUGCUUCCCCUCCUUUCCGCCCCUGCUUCCCCUCCUUUCCGCCCCUGCUUCCCCUCCUUUCCGCCCCUGCUUCCCCUCCUUUCCGCCCCUGCUUCCCCUCCUUUCCGCCCCUGCUUCCCCUCCUUUCCGCCCCUGCUUCCCCUCCUUUCCGCUCUCUCCUUCCCCUAA